AACUAUUCGUUGCCGUACCGGGAAGAGGGUUGUUUACAAAUAACUUAGUAAUGUGGAAGGAAAAUACGAAAUAGUUUUUUAAACUAUCUGAUUAGAUGUGAAAGUGAAUUAUCUAAACAGUAUGGAGGCUCACACCAAGCAUCGGCUGUAUAAAUCACACUGAUGAGCUUUGUUCAGACUGAUCUUUUCACAUCAGACCGGGUUAGAAACCUGACCGGACUCCCACGAAUUAAAACUGAAAGAAAUAAUAAGAGUGUGUGGGCACAUUGAGAAAAAGCGGAGCAGGUGCAGCGUGGAAGUUACACAGAGGUGUCGGCUGUGGGCACUCAGCGGGAAACAUGGCAGAGAAAGGCAACAAGCUGACACUGAGGCGCCUGGAGGGACCCAUCAACAAGUUCAUUAAAGUAGCUCUGCCCACGGACCUGGAGAGGCUGCAGAAACACCACAGUAACACACUGAAGUAUCAACAGAGCCAGCAAUGGGAGCGCCUCCAUCAGGAGCAUAUGAACGCCAGCAGAACUGUUCAGACUAUAAAGAAACUAAAAAUCUGGACAAGAAAAGAGGAAGGUCUACCAGAACCUUAUCUCCUGCAUGUGCAACUGAGAUCAAACAUCAGAGAGAUGGAGAAGCUGUGCAGCCGGGUCCGUUCUGAAGACGCUGAAGCUCUGGAAUUGCUGGUAAAGCCAGUUAGGGACAGAGCAUCAGGUGCAGCACAGGGCUUCCUGCUUCUGCACUCCAACCCACCUCCGAUUGUGCCAGCAUCGCCGGCUGCACAACUUUCCAUCAGUAGCUGCCCUGAUGUUGAGGAGGUUGACGAGGAGCCACUGUCGGACAGGCAAAUUCAGCUUCAGCUUCCAGAAAUCCCAGCUGAUCAGAUUGCGGCUGAGUCCUGGGAUAACCUGGAAGAGGACCUGAAGGAGCUGAGCGGUUUAGUGACAGAGUUCUCCCUGCUUGUCCAUUCCCAGCAGGAGAAGAUUGACAGCAUAGAGGACAACGUCAACACCGCCACAGCCAACGUGGAGGAGGGGACCAGGAGCCUGGGGAAGGCAGUGGGCUACAAGCUGGCGGUGCUGCCAGUCGCCGGGGCACUUCUGGGCGGCGUGCUGGGAGGCCCUCUCGGCCUGCUAGCUGGAUUCAAAGCUGCCGGGGUGGCUGCUGCUCUGGGAGGGGGAGCCCUCGGCUUCGCGGGCGGUAACCUGGUCCGCAAACACCGCCGAGCCCAAGUGGACCAACAGAUGAAGCCACUGACAGUGCCACCAGCAGAAAAACCUGAGAGUAAUAAGGACAAAUGACCCAGAAGCUUUUCUGUGUGGACUGACCGAUCUGAACCUCUGAGUCUGAAGAGACUCAGAGGCAGACAAUGUGUGCACUUUGUUAAACAGUUGUUUAAAAACAGCCUUAAUUAUGAGCUAGUUCUGGUCAGGAUGUUCAUGUAGGCCUACUCUCAUCACCAGGAUGUAUCUUAUACUUUUUACCUUUUAAUGUUUGAUGUUUUUCCAGGGUGGACUUAAAAUACAAAAAGAAAUUGCAAAGACCUUUUAAAAACAUGAAUUGGAGCACAUAAUACAUUUUUUUCAUACAUGCACACAUACAGGCUCAAAUAUAUACAGUACAUGUGCCUCCAAUAGUAUUCAGUUAAAUAUCUCUGAGCAACUGUACCUCAACCUCAAGCUUUUUGUCCCAUCAUUGAGCUUCUUGCAUAAUUCUGGCUGGAUAUUUAACCAGUCUUCUUAUCAGAAAUGGCAAAGUGUAUUAAAAUUGUUGGUUACUGCCACAGACCUUCCAAAGUUCAUAAAUUUUCAAUAAGGUUGAGUUUGGAGCAAUUAUUGCUGUAAAACGUAUGGACUAGGCUAAAAAACAAAUCUGUAACAGGAAAUUAAACAUUUGAAGGAAGUCUACAGGUUCAGCCAAGAAGAACGAUGAAAUAUUCUGCCUAGAUCUUGACAGAAGCUUGUUCACGGUUACAGAAACCCUGAGCUUGAAGGGCAUUUGACAAAAUGUUGUAGGUGGUGUUUGUAUAUUUUUCACCACAAUAAAUUCAAACUUGUGCGCCCUGUUCGUGGGCAUUGGCUAAUCAUUCAAAGAACAGCAUAAAUGGCUGGACUCUAAAAAUCUUCAGAGCAAAGCACACUACAGCUUUUAGUUUUUGCAGUUACUAAACCUAUUUAUUAUUGAUGAAAAUGUAGCCCUUUGUGAGAAGACUAUCUGAACAUCUUGUCCUGAUCUGUCACUGUUAACAGCACAUGUAGGAUUUGUUUCUAUCUCCACAAGUGUCUACUCUUUUGUAUUUGUGUAUGCAGAAAAUGUGAACAGCUAAUGGUGAAUGUAAACAAUACAGCUUAAAAUGAAAGAAAUACUACUUUUAUGCAGAAAAGUAGCACUUAUGGUGCCAAAGUCCUGACCACUUCAGACAGGAGUGUGUGAGGUUGUAUGAAGAGAUGCUACUGCCGCCAAAUAAAAUGUUUUUAGCAGAAAUGUAAUUUAUUGGAUAAACUGAGCAAAACAAUAGAUUAGGUCACCGUAUUUCUAUUGGUAGAGUAGCUGGAAUACAUAAACCCCAAUCAGGACCUGCUAUAGACUGUUCCUUCAGCAUGAUGGUGCCACUACCAGGCUUUGAGUUGAUGUUCUAAGUUUUAUGCUCUACUAGAAAAUCCUUACAAUAAUGUUUUUCAGGAAUUUUCCCAUGACUGAUAACAGAAGUAGAUAACAUUCAUUGUGGCAGGGUGUCAUAUAAAAUAGAAAAUAUAAAUCAGUAGAAUUAUCAUGAGUCUUUCAGGAGACAUAAUCCAUAGCCAGGUAAGUUGUUUUAUACCUCCUGUGCAGUCAUGUCAUUAAUUGGAUCAACAAAACAUUAAACAGCAGGAAUAAUGGAGUUCAGACACAAACACACAUCUGUAAAAUGUUUUUUUAUUUCUUUUUAUCUCUUUUUUGUUCUUCACCUCUGAGAUGAGCAAUUAAAAAAAUGGCAUCAGA
Girardinichthys multiradiatus is the source of this 2973-nucleotide messenger RNA. RefSeq names its product syntaxin 17 (gene stx17). Lineage: Eukaryota; Metazoa; Chordata; Actinopteri; Cyprinodontiformes; Goodeidae. Gene Ontology annotation, biological process: intracellular protein transport; vesicle fusion; exocytosis. Bases 339 to 1292 code for a protein of 317 amino acids. The transcript is spliced from 9 exons. Gene Ontology annotation, cellular component: autophagosome membrane; SNARE complex; plasma membrane. Gene Ontology annotation, molecular function: SNARE binding; SNAP receptor activity. The record is from RefSeq and is a predicted model, not a curated record.